ACACCGUCAACAUACUCUCUUUCAAUGUCUACGUGUACAUGUAUCUCUCCCUCUCCAAAUCUUUGCUAGUUCCGGUAACUGCUUUCCGGCGUACAGAAUUGGCGGUAUGGAGAAAGAUCCUUUACUUCCUUAUCUAAGCCCAAGAAAGAGAACACCAGUACCACCCCCACCACUUUGCCCUCUCCCUGAAGACGAUGAAAUCUCUCUACCUCUCCCUCUAACUCCUUCUGAACUUAAAGACCGCCUUAUUUUUGGCCCAUCUUCUGCUUCUCCAACAGACCCGUCUCCUCUUGUUGAAGCCUUAACGUUUUCUCUCAAUUCACCAAGACCCUCCUCUUCUAAUCAAGAUUUCAACUCUUUCCUUGAUUCUCCUCAGUUACAGCAACAUCUUCAUCAGCAAUCUUGUUUAGUUGAUCCUAAUUACCCAUGGACGAAAACCAAUCUUCACAGGUCAAAAACUGCACCUGCUAUGGCUGUCAUCAAUGAUUUUAACCAACCUGUGAUUACCAAGCCAAAAUUUGGUUCCCAAUCAAUUAUAGGUCAAGCUUUUUUUCUUUUGGUAUUGUAUCUGUCUCUCGGUGUGCUUAUAUAUUCUCUUAAUCGUGACAAGUUUGAAGGAAUUGAAACGCACCCAGUUGCGGAUGCUUUGUAUUUUUGUAUUGUGACUAUGUGUACUAUUGGUUACGGGGAUAUUACUCCUAAUAGCACUGCUACCAAGUUGUUUUCCAUUUUAUUUGUGUUGGUUGGUUUUGGUUUUAUCGAUAUUUUUCUUUCUGGGAUGGUUAGUUAUGUGCUUGAUCUGCAAGAGAGUCAUUUGUUGAGGAAUGUUAAGAGAGGGGUCGAAAAGGAAUCUGGUGGUUCUUAUAUAAUUGAUGUGAAGAAAGGGAGGAUGAGGAUAAGAAUGAAGGUAGGAUUGGCAUUAGGUGUUGUGGUUCUUUGUAUCGGAGUUGGUGUUGGUUUCAUGCACUUUUUCGAGAGGCUAGGAUGGUUGGAUUCAAUUUAUCUAUCCGUUAUGUCUGUUACAACAGUUGGAUAUGGUGAUAGGGCAUUCACCUCAUUGGCUGGUCGUAUUUUCGCUUCCAUUUGGUUGCUUGUGUCGACACUUGCUGUUGCUCGAGCAUUUCUGUAUUUGGCCGAGGCAAGAGUUGAUAAGCGGCAUAGGAUGAUGGCAAAGUGGGUGCUUGGUCAACACAUGACUGUCUCGGAGUUUCUUGCUGCAGACAUUGACAACAAUGGGUUUGUGAGUAAGUCAGCGUAUGUAAUAUACAAGCUCAAGGAGAUGGGAAAGGUAUCAGAGAAAGAUAUUCUGCAGAUAUGUCAGCAGUUUGAGAGGCUAGACACCGGCAACUGUGGGAAGAUUACACUUGCUGAUCUCAUGGAAAGCCACCCUUGAUCAAGUCUUCUCAUGGGCUACCAAACACGAGAAAUCUCAGUGGAUUGUAGAUUAAACUGUUGAAGCGCUUGAAGGGUUAAUCAUGUUCAAGCUGCAUACAGAAAUAUAACUCAAUGAGUUAUAGUGCCUGAUCAGCUGGGUCCUACUAUUCGUCAUGGCUACCCAAUCAGCUUGCCAUCUCUGGAGUUCACGUGGGCAAAUUUCCGCCCUCUUUCAACCAAGUCUAGAAACCAGUUUGGAUAUUUCAACUGCUUAGCUCCUAGCAGCCACAAUGCUGGUUGUAUAUUGAGUGACGGGGGGUGGACAACUGAGCUGAUUGGAGUAUAAUGCAAUUUUUCUAGUGUAGACCUGUUGUAUUAAUUCUUUUUGAGAUGCCAAGAGACGAAGAGGUUCAGUAAUGAUUUGGGGUCUUCAUCAAAUGUGAAUAUUUGUUGUUGAAUGAGUAAAGGUGGGGCUCCUACUCUCUCCCAUCAUCUGGGAUAGUCUCCUUUGUGUUGUCUCAAUAACAAUUACAGUAGCAGCACUUUUAUCCUGAUUGAAUCUGCAUUCUGCAGCAAGUUUCUGCCCGUGUGUUUGUGUGC
This is a messenger RNA of Populus euphratica (Euphrates poplar), 1974 nucleotides long. RefSeq names its product two-pore potassium channel 3-like. The coding region runs from base 107 to 1393 and encodes 428 amino acids. Gene Ontology annotation, molecular function: outward rectifier potassium channel activity; potassium ion leak channel activity. The transcript has 2 exons. The record is from RefSeq and is a predicted model, not a curated record. Gene Ontology annotation, biological process: potassium ion transmembrane transport; stabilization of membrane potential. NCBI's taxonomy places the organism in Eukaryota, Viridiplantae, Streptophyta, Magnoliopsida, Malpighiales, Salicaceae. Gene Ontology annotation, cellular component: plasma membrane; plant-type vacuole membrane.